AUCCCGCUGCCCGAUCUGUCCGCCACCCCUGCCGUCGUUGACCCUUUGCAGUAUGGCGAUCUGGCUGCUCUCGGUCUUGCCGCCUGGACACCAGCCGGUAUUUGUCGCUGGAGCAUUGAGUUGAUCCAUGUAUCGACCGGCAUGCCGUGGUUCUGGACGAUCGUCAGCGUGACUGUCAUCUCACGUAUUAUCCUCCUCCCCUUCCAAAUCAGAAGUAUGCAAGCUAGCGCACGCCUUGCUCCGUACCAGCCUGAGCUCGCUGCGCUCCGACUGGACAUGCAGAAGGCGAAGAUGAAUGGCGAUACUCUGGGCCUGCAGGCGUCCGCUUUGCGCCAGAAGAUGCUGUUCAAGAAAGCCGGCGUCGGCAUGCUGAGCAUGCUUAUAACGCCGUUUGUCCAACUCCCAGUGACGUUGGGCAUGUUUUUCGGCAUCAAAACACUGUGUGAUCUCCCGCUGGAACAGCUCAAGCACAGCGGGAUAGAGUUCCUGCCGGACCUCACCGUGGCGGAUCCGAUGUGCAUCCUGCCGAUUGCUUCGGCGGUUUUGAUGAACGUCCAGCUGUUGCUCAGUGUCAAAGACAUGGCGGUGUCAUCACCGUACGCGGUACACAUGGUGAACUUCUUCCGCGUGCUCUCGAUCGUCUCCAUUCCUGUGAUAUGGAACUUCCCAUCUGGCACCAUGGUCUAUGUUGUUACGGGCAUCACAUGCCUCAUUGUACAGACAGCCGUCCUAAGGGUGCCAGCAGUGCGCGUGUUUUUGAACAUCCCUAUCAUCGCAAAGCGGGACAGCGUCAAGCCUGCGUCGUUCAAGGACUCCAUAGAGUACGUAAAGAAGUGGUGGAAGGACAAGAAGGCGGAGCAGGAGGCU
This is a messenger RNA of Laetiporus sulphureus 93-53, 867 nucleotides long. RefSeq lists its product as uncharacterized. Gene Ontology annotation, biological process: mitochondrial respiratory chain complex IV assembly; protein insertion into mitochondrial inner membrane from matrix. The transcript is spliced from 3 exons. Lineage: Eukaryota; Fungi; Basidiomycota; Agaricomycetes; Polyporales; Laetiporaceae. Gene Ontology annotation, molecular function: membrane insertase activity. The record is from RefSeq and is a predicted model, not a curated record. The annotation marks the transcript as partial. Gene Ontology annotation, cellular component: mitochondrial inner membrane.